AUGACUGAUACGCAGGGGUUUAAAUCCCAUCACGAAGGAGAGGAAAAUAAGGUUUCGAUGGAACCUGUAAAUAAUAUUCCUGACAAAAAUGAUAAUCAGAUAUCUGAAUUUCGGAAUACUAUUGAGGAACCAUUACCAGUUGGCCCAUUGAGUCAAGAGGAUUCUGAACGUUUACAACGUGAAGCCAAUGAAGAAACCACAAACAGUGAGGAUUUACGACUCUUUCUUCAGGUGAAGUCUUUGGUUUUGUCAUGA
Molecule: messenger RNA, 255 nt
Organism: Rodentolepis nana
Lineage: Eukaryota; Metazoa; Platyhelminthes; Cestoda; Cyclophyllidea; Hymenolepididae
Source: the annotation of a GenBank genome assembly